Messenger RNA from Stegodyphus dumicola, 1341 nucleotides. It is a transcript of the gene Sec22, whose product is annotated as vesicle-trafficking protein SEC22. The record is from RefSeq and is a predicted model, not a curated record. Gene Ontology annotation, biological process: endoplasmic reticulum to Golgi vesicle-mediated transport; retrograde vesicle-mediated transport, Golgi to endoplasmic reticulum. Lineage: Eukaryota; Metazoa; Arthropoda; Arachnida; Araneae; Eresidae. Gene Ontology annotation, molecular function: SNAP receptor activity.
CAAAACAAGACAUCUGUCUACUUUGUCUGUCUGUCUGUCUGUCUGUCUGUUCCGUCAUCAUUUGUUGGUAACAGGAAAGUUUUGAGAUAUUUAUGUGGAUAUUCAGAAAUUUAAGCUGCAAAGCCACUUAGGUGUGAAGUUGGACAUUUAAAUUUCAUAAUGAUUGUCUUAACUAUGAUAGCGCGUAUUGGUGAUGGCUUAAUUUUAACCGAAUCUGUUCAACACGACGAAGAGACAGGUAGAAAUACUUAUGAAUACCACAGUCAGGCCAAAUCCAUUUUAAGGAAACUGAAUGCUCAGUCUGUUCCUGUUUGUAGUAUAGAAACUGGACCUUAUUAUUUCCACUAUUUAAUUCAUGAUAAUGUGUGCUAUCUUGCAUUGUGUGAGAAAGCAUUUUCCAAGCGAUUAGCCUUUGCAUAUUUGGAAGAUCUAAAAAAUGAAUUUAGUACACAUUAUGGGAAAAUGGUGGCAACUGCGCUUAGGCCUUAUAGUUGUAUUGAAUUUGAUACCUAUAUGCAAAAGGCCAAAAAAUCAUAUUCUGAUAAUCGAGCGAGACGUAAUCUUACAAAUCUAAAUUCAGAACUGCAAGAUGUGCAGCGGAUUAUGGUUCAAAACAUUGAUGAUGUUUUGCAGCGAGGUGCUGCUCUUUCAGAAUUAGAUUCCAAAGCAAGCAAUCUCUCCCUCUUGUCUGAGAAGUACAAAAAAGAUGCUCAUUUCUUGAAUAUUAGUUCUGCCUAUACGAAAUUAGCUGCCGCAGCAACUGUGGUCUUUGUUGUAUUUUUAUAUUUUUGGAUAUUGUAAAAUUAUGCCUUUAAUAUAACAUAUAAUAAAUAUAUUGUGAUCAUUUGAAAGAUUGAAAGGAAUAUUUGCAUGCAAAAUAUGACUUAAAAUCUUUUCAGUAUUUGCUUGGCCACUGUUUUAUUUUUCAGAUACUAAAAUUUCAUAUGUUAGAAGUAACUGUCUAACAUGUAAUUUUUGUGUGUAUAUGAUUCUAAAAUUAUAACCAGUAUUCCAGUGUUUAAAGUUUUUUAUAUUUAAAUUUUUUUGCAUGCAAAUAUUCCUUUUUUUUUUUUUCUUCUUAACAAAUCUCUGCUUAUUUAGACACCUUUCCUAAUCAUCUGGUAUGUUUAGAAAGGUUGUAUCUAUAAAAAAAUAUUUUGUAAUUUCUGUAUUACGAAGACAAACUAUGGACCGUUUAAAUAGAUAAUUUUCUUUGUAUUAUGGCACUGGUAGCUUUUAUUGUUUGUGUUGAAGAUAUGCUGUAUUAUCUUUUGUAUUCUUCAGAGAUGUAUGUACUGUUUGAAUUUUAUUCUUCUUCAUAAUAAAAGUAUUCUAAAAUCA